AUGAUGCCUUCCUCCUCCUCCUCCCGCCGCCGGCGCCGCCGCCGCGGCAACCGCAACAGGCUUCCUCCUCCAGCGCCGAUAACGGAGGCGGGAGAGGUCACGAGUGACGAGGCCGAGCUUCCGUCGGCCGUUGCCUACAGGCUGGAACGCAUCCCAUUCUCACGCCCCGCUCCACCAAAACCUAAGCAUGCAGAGCCUCAACCCCAACCCCAUGGCGCGACCCACCCCUCCUCCUCCUUCUCGUCCUCUCGCCGCCGUCGCGGCCGACGCCGCCGCAAGGGGUCAGCACCGGCACCAGCGCCAGCGCCUGCGGCGGAGGAGGCGAGGGACUGGGCGGGGCUCCUGCUGGACGCGCUCUGCGCCAUCCUCCACAAGCUCGACCACGUCGAGAUCCUGACCGGCGCGGGGCAGGUGUGCCGCUCCUGGCGCCACGCCGCGCGCGACGUGCCCGCGCUCUGGCGCCGCAUCGACAUGCGCGGCCACGCGGACAUCCACGAGCUCGACCUCCGCGGGAUGGCGCAGGUCGCCGUCCGCCGCAGCGCGGGGCAAUGCGAGGCGUUCUGGGGCGAGUACGCCGCCCACGAAGGCCUCAUCCUCUUUCUCGGCGACCAGGCACCAUCUCUGAAGAGUCUUCGCCUCAUCUCUUGCUACCGUGUCUUUAUUGAAGAAUUGGUGGAGGCAUUAAACAAGUUCCCUCUACUAGAGGAACUCGAACUCUCACUGUGUUCAAAUAUAGGUGGGAGUCAUAUGUUUGACGUCGCCAAAGCAUGCCCGCAGCUAAGGGUCUUCAGAAUGAGUGAGCUUCGGUUCCACAAUCUCCAAGACGACAGUGACGGCGAAGACGCUGACAGCGAGUUCAGGUACAACAAGAACGAUGACGCCAAAGGAAUCGCAACCAUGCUCCAGUUACGCUCCCUGCAGCUCUUUGCUAACAACUUCACCAACGAAGGGCUGACAGCGAUCCUCGACAACUGCGUCCACCUCGAGUCCCUCGACAUACGCCACUGCUUCAACGUCGUCAUGGACGACGCCCUGCGAGCAAAGUGCUCCAGGAUCAAGACGCUGAGGCUUCCCAACGACCCGACAGAUGACUACGACAUAGAGGCUUUGAGCCCGAUCUGGUCAGGUAUUGGCAUGGGCGUUGACACCGACAGUGAUGGCGAUUGCGUCUAUGGUGGGCCUGACUACAUUCUGGACUCAGAUGAGUACGACGAUUACUGUGAUCCUGAGCGCUACCUUGAUGGUGUCUACAUCGGCAGGCGUGUUACCCUCAUGGAUCUGCUCGAUUCAGGUUAUUCAAUGUUGGGGGUCUCUCUCAACCUUUGCUCGAUUCGGGUUACUGAAUGCUGUGCCAAAGUUGUCAAUGUUUUGUGUUGA
Hordeum vulgare subsp. vulgare (domesticated barley) is the source of this 1377-nucleotide messenger RNA. Its product is annotated as F-box protein SKIP19-like. The record is from RefSeq and is a predicted model, not a curated record. Bases 1 to 1377 code for a protein of 458 amino acids. Gene Ontology annotation, molecular function: protein binding. Lineage: Eukaryota; Viridiplantae; Streptophyta; Magnoliopsida; Poales; Poaceae. The transcript has 2 exons.